Molecule: messenger RNA, 1474 nt
Organism: Xenopus tropicalis (tropical clawed frog)
Lineage: Eukaryota; Metazoa; Chordata; Amphibia; Anura; Pipidae
Product: serine/threonine-protein kinase 3-like
Exons: 6
Coding region: 165-755 (196 amino acids)
Molecular function (GO): ATP binding
Source: RefSeq, a predicted model, not a curated record
UUGUUUAUAGAUCAUCAUUAUGCUAAAAUGUGUUACACUCUUUGUUAGAAAUAUUUAGAUUUAUAUCUGUUAUAUUCUUAUAACCUACAUCUCAAUCCCCCCAGGCGCUCCACCACAUCCACCAGCACCGGGCCGUUCACAGGGACAUCAAGGGCCCGAACAUCAUGCUGACGAAGGAGGGGAAGGUGAAACUGAUCGACUUUGGACUCUGCUGGAACCUGGACCCAAAGACUGGACUGUGCAAGGAUCCUGGAGGGACUGAGCAUUGGAUGGCACCCGAGACCUUUAAGAGGAAUGGCGAGCCCCCGGAGUACAACACCAAAUGUGACAUCUGGUCGCUGGGGAUAACUGCCAUCGAAAUGGCCGAGGGAGAGCCACCAUACUUCCAGCAACGCUCGGUGUAUGACGUAAUACUCAAGAGCCAACCACCGAAGCUUCGGGCAAGGACCUGGUCUCAACAAUUUGAGUCCUUCUUGGAGUCCUGUCUGAUGAAGGAUCCUUCGGAGCGAUGGAGCGCUGAGGAACUCCUGCAGCACCCCUUCAUCGCUGGACUGCCGCCAACGAAGAUCAUCAGGGCCGAGAUUAAGGAACACCUUCAGGGUCAGCAGACGCGGCCGGCCAAGAGAGGAGUGAAGGAAGCAGCUCUCUGGGCCAGAAAACAGCUGCGUCGCACUUGUUACUUCUGCGCACACAAGACCUUGCCAGAAGAAAAAACGGCUCAGCAAAUGGCACUGGAGGGCUUUCCUUGUUGUUGAUCUUGUGGCCAAUAACAUCUAAAGCCCAAGAUGAAUCUCCAGAAUAACAUCCUAGGAGAAACACCCAAAGAGAAAGGUACCGUCUCCAUUAAAUAUCCCUAUACAUUGGGCCUACACAGCCUUAGGCCAACACUUCCUUUGCCAAUGGGCAAAUUCCAAUUUGGGUCCCUACUGCCCAAUGUGUGUGUGCAUUGGCAGGAAUGGACUCUGCCUGUCAGUGUCUAAAAGAGGUGAAUUUUAAGUAAAAAAUGCUCAUGUGUGCAUUUCCUGGCUAAAGUGACAAGCAGAUACACACACCCGGGCAGUAGGGGGCAGCGGGUUCUGUGCGGGCGGGCAUUAGCUUUAUUGUAACAGCUGCAUAAAAACACCCAGGCAGUAUAUCCUAUAUCUUCCUCUGAGGAACUACAGGCACAAUAUCACUGAUGCCAUCAUUUUGUAAGUGUUUUAAAUAAGACUUAGUCAUCACGUAGGUUCAUGGUGUAUUUAUAUGGAUGGGGAUUUAGUUCAAGCAUCGCUACAAAGCUGAUAUCCCAGAUCUGCCACCCCAAGGGGAUUUCUCACAUUUAUUUGGCCUUUAAAGGCUUAGAAAUAAACAUUAUUCUAUACACCCAUUGUACAGUAAACCAGUCCUGUGCAAAGGAGAAUGCAGUGUGAGCAUAAAAUUAUUCUUAAUGCCAUUGCUGUUAAUAAGUAUUAAUAAUAAUGUAUUACUUUUUUAU